UAGAAGAGGAAAAAGCAUCAGCACAGAUACACUUUACAUAUUCCGGGAGCAACAUUUCUGAAAACUUUACUGGAAAGGGAGAAAAAGGAGGCAUUUUAUAGGAUUUACAAAGGGGGAAGCUGUACGAUCAUGGAACUUAAAGUCUUCCUCAAUGCAGUUCUGACUAGACUUCUAUUCAUGCUUCACUCUGUAGUUGGAGUUUGGAGAGUCACUGUAUUAAAAAAUGACAACAUGUACUGGCUGCUGGCUCUUGUCAACCUUUUACUGUGCAUUGAGAUGGUGCUGACAUUGAAACUUAAGAAAGGAAGAGGGCUGAAGUGGGUCUCUCCUCCAAUAUUCUGCUACUUAUUAUGCAUAGUGCCAUCUCUCUGGCUUCUGGAAAUAAAUCCAGAUUUUCAGGCUUGUGAUAAUAAAACCACUGCUGUGGGUAUUGCAUUAAAUGGCAACCAUACUGAUAUUAUACAAGCGGGCAUUCAAAUUGUUCAAUCAUUAAAUGAAAUUUGCCAGUCGGCAUGGACACUAGGACUGCACCAGACAUUUCUUCUGCUCCUUAUCAUUGGAAAAUGGCUUCUUCCAAUUGGAGAUGGAGUAACACGUGAUCAGCUUUCUCAGCUUCUCCUUAUGUUUGUUGGAACUGCAGCAGACAUUUUAGAAUUUACUAGCGAGACUUUGGAAGAAGCCACCAUAAGAAGUAAUAUUACAUUGGUCUAUUCUAUUCUUGGCGUAUGGACGUGGAGUAUGUUGCAGUUUCCACUUGACCUGGCUGUGCAAAAUAUUGGAUGCCAGCAAGGAUCGUCAACCAAAAGGAACAUGUGCCUACUGUUCUGUAGGUACAGUGCAGACCUUUGGAACAUUGGAAUUAGUUUACUUAUUCAGGAUGGUCCAUUUCUCAUAAGUCGUAUUAUUCUUAUGGCUUGCUUCAAAAUUACUAACCAAAUGUUGGUAUUUUUUGCUGCAAAGAACUGCCUGAUUGUGUUACUACAGCUAUAUCGACUUGUGGUAAUACUAGUAGACUUUCAUGCUUCAAUGGACAACCGGGAAAUGAAAGGGAAGAUGGUAGAAGGAUGCUGUCCAUGUGAGUCUACUGAUGAUCCAGAAGUACCAGCCACAAGUCUUGUUUCUGAAACAAAAAGUUUGGAAAUUAGUGCAGCUAUUACACUUGAUGAAUCUCUAUCAGAAGGUCUUUGAAAGCUUUGCUAUAAAUGAAUAAGUUCUGUUGUAUACUUUUUAAGCUCCUUCAAGGUUCUCGUGAUGUCAGUGGAAAUAUGGAACGUGUUUGUACAUUCCCAAGUACUCUCUCCAAGUGACAUUUAAUGGUGCACUGAAGUACGGGGAGAGAAGGUUAAUGGUAAACACAAGUCAAACCAAACCAUCUUACAAUUUUAUUAAUAAGGCAUUUUUGUCCUUAUUUAAAAAGCGAGGGAAAUCCUGGAGUACUG
This is a messenger RNA of Bufo bufo (common toad), 1439 nucleotides long. It is a transcript of the gene TMEM26, whose product is annotated as transmembrane protein 26. Bases 130 to 1188 code for a protein of 352 amino acids. NCBI's taxonomy places the organism in Eukaryota, Metazoa, Chordata, Amphibia, Anura, Bufonidae. The record is from RefSeq and is a predicted model, not a curated record. The transcript is spliced from 6 exons.